Messenger RNA from Cydia splendana, 603 nucleotides. Its product is annotated as slit homolog 1 protein-like. The transcript is spliced from 2 exons. NCBI's taxonomy places the organism in Eukaryota, Metazoa, Arthropoda, Insecta, Lepidoptera, Tortricidae. The record is from RefSeq and is a predicted model, not a curated record. The coding region runs from base 1 to 603 and encodes 200 amino acids.
AUGCCAGCGCUAAAGAUUUUGAAACUAAACAAUUUGGCUAUAACUGAGGUUCCUGAUUACGUGUUCGCGGAUUUACAUGGAUUGGAAAAGCUCGAGCUCGAAAGGAAUAGAAACUUAACUAAAUUUAGUAUUUUAUCCUUUGGAAGGGAAGUGUUGGAAGACGCUGAUGAUUUCACAUUAGAAGAGUUGUCUUUAUCUGGGUCUAGGAUACCGAGAUUGAAUGAGGCUCUGGCUGAACCGUUUGGGCAACUAGUGAAGCUAGAUCUACAGGGGAAUCCUUGGAUAUGUGACUGCAAUAUUAUGUGGUUGAAGAAACUACAGAUUCCAGAGAGAGAUUACGACCAUUUGAGAUGCCGCUCGCCCCGACCACUGUACAACGCCCGCAUCUUCGAGCUGCCCGACUCCUACUUCGUGUGCACGGCCGACCGCCACCUCACCGCCUUCACCGUCGCCGCCGCCGGCUUCUGUGUGCUACUGGCCUUAAUAGCUGUGUGGUUCUUUAUAGUGGUCCCUAAAUGGCAGACUCGGGGCACGGAGUUAGGGCACUUGCAUCCUGCGGCGGGGUACAUGGUGCUGCCGAGCGUGCAUUCUACACCACUGUAA